Messenger RNA from Trichoderma harzianum CBS 226.95, 365 nucleotides. RefSeq lists its product as hypothetical. NCBI's taxonomy places the organism in Eukaryota, Fungi, Ascomycota, Sordariomycetes, Hypocreales, Hypocreaceae. The record is from RefSeq and is a predicted model, not a curated record. Bases 108 to 317 code for a protein of 69 amino acids. The transcript has a single exon.
AAAGUUGUUUUUUGUUUAUUAAUAUGGCGUGUACUAUUUUUUUUCUUCGCAUGAUAAAUGGUGUUUUGGUGUUGGUUUGCGGCACAUAUUUCCUCGCUCCUUGAAUCAUGAGUCGCCGGGUCGACCAUCAUAUCAUUAUUUUUUCGACAUUAUAUUUUUUUCACAUCUUCUUUCGACUGGGGUAUAAAAACUCGUUUUGGUUUAUUCUGCGUAUCUCGGCUGGCACAAACACACACACACACUACUACUUAUUACUACUACUACCACAAAGAGCGUACCGUACCAUAUAUCACCCUCGAGGGGCUUUCGACAUAUAAAAUCGAGGCCAGAGCUCGGGGUAGCCUUUUGAUUUAUUUUUUGGAUUU